Brugia pahangi is the source of this 2082-nucleotide messenger RNA. NCBI's taxonomy places the organism in Eukaryota, Metazoa, Nematoda, Chromadorea, Rhabditida, Onchocercidae. The record is from the annotation of a GenBank genome assembly.
AUGGAUGUUGUAAAAAGUAGUUCAGAGGAGAAAAUUGUUGGACAUACUGACACCUUAGGUUUGAAAGGCACAACUCAUAAUUUUUCGAUCAACAACAACGAUGUUUUUUUCACAAAGUCGACACUUGCCUCUACCGGUAAUUUAUCAUCGCCAACCUAUCACACCUCAAAGUCCAACCUUCCAAUCGCUGCUGUUCCAAUAGUUACUGCAACACCUCCACGGCGAUAUCUUGUGCUGCAAUCAACAACGAACAGUUCCAGAAACACUCCAUCAUCCUAUCAUUAUCGGACAUCGAUGUACUCAAAAUUAAACACAGCUUCGAAAAGAUCUCAACACAGCUCACCACCAUACAUGGCUCUAACUAUUUCGUCAGCUAUGAAAAUAAAGCAAAUAAUAAAACGGUCGGAACCGUCGUUAUGGACCUCUCGUCGACAAUAUUCAAUUUCAGGAAGGUCACAUACUGCAUCUUUUUUUGUGCCAUUGAGAAACAGAGAGAGUCAUCGAUCAAAAUUACGUUUUUGGCAUCGAGAGACAUCACAGUCACCAAAAAUAUAUCAAAAAAAACGUCUCGUCAACAGUACUAAGGCAGGGUUACUUACCACGAAAUGCGGUAGAACAAAUGAAUCGAAUCUUCAAAAUUUGCAGCGAACAUCACCGCAGUCAUUAUCGAGAGUUGCUUGCCGCCUCCCGCACUGCGGUGGAUUGUAUCACAAAUAUUUAAAACCACUAUUUUGGGAUCCAAUAACAUUAAGAAAUGACAGAAUGUUGCGGAGGGAACGGAAGGAAAGUUUUAUGAAGGAAGUUGGAAUAAAGGAUUCAACGAUAAAUAUCAAAAACGCACAGAUUGAAACAUCACUGCAUUUGAAACAGACUGAAUUGCAGUUAUCAUUAAAAAAUUCACAACAGAAGGAAACUUCUCGACUUCGUCUUGGCAGAGAUUAUUUGCAUCAACAAGAUCAGGUAAAUAAUAACGCUCCAACACUUAGUCUUAGUACAACCCAAAUUAAGACACCACAUGGUUGGCAGCGAACAUUUUUGAACGUAUCAUGCGAGAAGACUUCACGCCUUGAUCGCUUUACGCCACAAUUUGUGGAGACUGUUUCUGCACAGGUAUGGAUAACCGAAUCAUUACAAGGAACUGCACCAUUACGACAAAUGCUACCAUCAAAGCUCUCCAAAUAUAACAUUUGGCAAUGGAUUUCUUUUCAUUCAUCUCAGAAAAUCACUCGUUUCAAACGUUUUUGGAGACCGGAAGUGAAUGAUAUGAAACCGGCUCCGCAGCUAUCUCAAUGUAUUUCACGAUUGGAGAAAUCUGCAAAUAAAUUUAGCUUAACAGAACCACGAAUAUCUCGAGGAAUAAUUUGGAAACAAACAGUUUCCAAAUCAUUGCCGAAAGUUUCACGACUUAACCGUUUUCCAGUUCCUGAAAAUUUAAUAUCAAAGAUCUCUCAAGGAAGUUUUCGUUCCAAACAAUCUGAAGAAGUUCCACUGGAUUUCCUUUCAAUAAAAACACCGUUGUCAAAUGCUUUAACUUCUUGUGCCACUUUACCAAUCCGACAGCAAAAAGGUUCAUCUUAUGAGCAAGCAAAACCAAUUCAUCUAUCAAAAGUUUCUAACAAAAGCAGUCUUUCAUCUCUUCAUUUAAAUAUAUUCAAUACCAUCAAUUUUAAUAAAGCUAGAGAAGGAAGGGAUAGAGAAUUAUCAGGCAGUGCAGAAAUUAGACAAAUACAACCAGUAUCACACUUAGAUCGAACAAGAGGACAGCAUUUUGUUGAUUCGUCUUUUAACCGUAUUGCUCAUCGAAUAACAAAACAGGACGAUAUCGGAGAAAUUUCGGGAGAUUCAGAAAUGCAAACAGCAAUCGCUAAAGAAACCGUUUCACAUGUUGCUUCGAUUCUGUUGCAGGGAACAAAUUCAAAAUAUAUGGCACCCAGCAACAUCGUUUCGAGUUAUCGUGAAAUACAUAUGGCAUUGCAAAGCAAAUUUCAACCGAUGAAGCUCUGUUUGAAUGGAAUUACAACAUCAGAGAAAGUUUGCGUUCAACGAAUUAUCGUAAAUGGUAGCAAAGUGUAUCACAAAUAA